Messenger RNA from Kwoniella shivajii, 729 nucleotides. RefSeq lists its product as uncharacterized. Lineage: Eukaryota; Fungi; Basidiomycota; Tremellomycetes; Tremellales; Cryptococcaceae. The coding region runs from base 1 to 729 and encodes 242 amino acids. The transcript has a single exon. The record is from RefSeq and is a predicted model, not a curated record.
AUGAGCUACGAACCCGAUUUUCCUGCAUAUCUCUCGGGUAAUUACAAUAAGUCCUCGAGCACUCCUUCAAAAUCUGCCUAUCAGCAACCUCAGAUGUCAACUCAACAUCACUCUUGGAAAUCGACUGUCGACAUCACUCAGCCACCUCAGGUACGCGAGCGGCCAUACUAUUCAUCUGACUGGUCAGAUCUUCCCGAGAAUCGACCCCAGUUACCUCCUCGAACGGAAUUUGCCACUUCACACGCUAAAAGGACCAGGAUCUCGUCUCUGAACGCUAGGGAUACCAGUGAGCGAUCAGAAGUCCAGCUCUAUGAUCUUAGCGGCUACGGGCAGAGUCGCCAUCAAUCAUCCAACGCAAGCAUUACACCUCCUGCUCAAACCACUAUACCGGCACGUACCUCAGCCUUGGAUACUUCUACUGCCGGCCAGACAGAGGCAAGUACAUCGAUGCAGUAUUCGAGACCAAGGCGGCAUUCAUUCGAAGCGACAGUAGCCGUAGCAGCAGCUGGGACGGGAAUCGCAGAUGCUAAUGUGCAGCUGGCAAUGGGGUCGGAUGGGAAUGAUAGGAAAGAAGAACAUGCUUCACACGCUAUCGAACAAGCAAUGACAACCAAGGGUCCGAGUCCGAACCUCGACAAUGAUGAUUGUGGCUAUUGUUGUUGUUGUUGUAGCGAUGAUUGCACCUGUGACCCUUCUAUCCUACUACUUUGCUGUUUCUGCUGUGAUUGA